This is a messenger RNA of Cordyceps fumosorosea ARSEF 2679, 1146 nucleotides long. RefSeq names its product O-methyltransferase. The transcript is spliced from 3 exons. NCBI's taxonomy places the organism in Eukaryota, Fungi, Ascomycota, Sordariomycetes, Hypocreales, Cordycipitaceae. Gene Ontology annotation, molecular function: O-methyltransferase activity. The coding region runs from base 1 to 1146 and encodes 381 amino acids. The record is from RefSeq and is a predicted model, not a curated record.
AUGGCUACUGUUGUUGCCCAAGCCGCGCCUCAGGCGGUUCCUGUCCCGCCUGCAGAUGAAACCCCCACAGGCAGCAACGAUGAGAAAGGACUCGUCGUUACGCCUAUACACACAUACUUAUAUAACAUGAUUGAGCUCGGCAUUGUCCGCACGUUCUUCUCGCGCCAAAUGUUUCAGGCCAUCCCCGUCGAGUCCGACAUCUCCAUCAAAGCCUUGGCCGACAAGACUGAUGUCGAGUUGGCGCUCCUGAACCGCUUUAUCCAGUUCCUCGUCCUUGUCAAGUGCCUCGCCAGCCCGGCCCCCGGCCGCGUUGCGCACACGGAAAAAUCGCGCGUGUUCCUGUACCCGGCGGCCGUCAACUUCCUCUCUCUCGACGUGGACUUCUUCAUGGGCCCUGCCACCCGCUGGCCAGACUACUUUGACGAAAACGGCUGGCGAGAGCCUCAGUCCGCUCAGCGAACUCCCCUCGGCCUGUGCUACGGCCACCCGGACAAGUCCAUCUACGACGUCAUGCCGCUGCUGCCCGGGAACAGGGCCGCCGUGUUCAACGCCGCCAUGGCGGCCACCAUUGAUGAGAUGAAGGUUGUGGGCUACUAUGACUUUAGCUGGAUUGCCAAGCAGGUGGGAAAGGACCCCAAGCGCACUCUGAUCGUGGAUGUCGGCGGCGGCAAAGGUCAGGCGCUCAAGGCCAUUAUACAAGAGAACCCGGCGAUUCCGCCUCAACGAUGCGUUUUGCAAGACCAGAUUUCGGCAAUCAAUGAGGCGAUGUCUGAGAAUGAUGCGAUAAUCAAGGACAUCCCAAAGAUGAUUUCCAGUUUUUUCGAACCGCAGCUGAUCAAAGGAGCUCUGGUCUACCACAUUCGGAGAGUUCUCAACGACUACCCAGACAAGGAAGCUCGGGUAAUCCUGCAGCAAUGUCGUGACGCGUGCGAUCAAGACUCGACGGUGCUCGUCUCGGAGCAGGUCCUUCCUGAUAAUCCUUCGCUCGAUCUGGCAGCCAUGGAUAUUUUUAUGAUGAAUUACGGCGGCAAGCGCAGGACCUAUGCCAUGUUUGAAGAGCUGGCAGGUUCGGCUGGCCUCAAGAUUGCGAAGUCAUCAGCAGACAAGGCAUCUGGGCAGACCAUCCUCCAUUUGGUCCCGGUCUAA